AGUUUCCCACGGUGCGUGGUGGUAGUUUGAUCGGUUCCCGGUGAGGGUUGUUACCGGGGGGUGAGCAGUUCGCUGCUCACAGCUGCACGGAUAAAAGAGCGAAAAAUAAUCGGGACAGAAACGGAUGAAUAUCCGGUGUUGAUCGUGAACGCGUUAUUGUUCAGAGUCCGACAUCAUCUUCAGCGGAGGACGUCGAGCUGUCGGACUGUUAUCAUGGAAACUAAACAGCACGUAUGUUAGAAAACAAAACUAAACAGGCUGUUGUUACUAGUUUUUCUUUCCCAUCUUUUUGUUUGUUUGUUUUUUGCUAAAAACAUUCGGCGGGUUAGCGGGACCACACCGCGGAGGAUUCUGGGAGAUCUGAGGACUUUAGCAUGAAAGCAGGUACUGGCAGCCCUGCUGAUGCCGCCAUGUUGCGGUGAUCGGGAGUGCACGCAUCAUGUUGAGUGUGAGCUCGCCGGUGACGAUGCCUGCUCACCCCAAUGAUGAACGCUUUGCUCCGAUAUUAUUCCCCUUCCAGGGGCAGCGGACAUUAACCACCAUCUCUGCUGCCUCGUUACGGGGCCGCUGAAUCUUCCAAGAGGCUGCAGACGGCGGCCGUCUCCAUGGCGAACACCACCCUCAGUUCCCGCUCACCGGUGGAUCCAGUUUCGCCCACUACCGAGGCCCGAGAGAGUCUUCGAGGCUUGGGCCUGCCUCUGCAGGUCUUCUUCUGCUUCGUCAUGGUUGCCAUCCUGCUGGUGGCGCUCCUCGGAAACGUGGUGGUGUGUCUGAUGGUUUACCAGAGAUCCGCCAUGCGCUCGGCCAUCAACAUCCUUCUGGCGAGCUUGGCGUUUGCAGACAUGAUGUUGGCCAUCUGGAACAUGCCCUUUGCUCUGGUUACUGUUGUGACCACCCGCUGGAUAUUUGGAGAGGUUUUUUGUCACGUGUCAGCCAUGCUGUUUUGGUUCUUUGUGAUUGAGGGCGUGGCCAUACUGCUGAUCAUCAGCCUGGAUCGUUUUCUCAUUAUUGUUCAGAAGCAGGAUAAGCUGAGCCCGCAGAGAGCCAAAGUUCUCAUCGUGGUAACGUGGGGACUCUCCUUUAUUUUUUCCUUCCCUCUGUCCAUCGGCUCUCCGAACCUGCAGAGCCCGCCCCGGGCGCCGCAGUGUAUGUUCGGCUACAGCAGCGACCCGGGAUACCACGCCUAUGUGUUGAUACUCAUGCUCGUCUUCUUCUUCAUCCCUUUUAUGAUCAUGUUGUACAUAUUCAUGGGGAUCCUGAACACGAUCCGACACAACGCCAUCCGCAUCCACAGCCACCCGGACGGAAUCUGUCUGAGUCAGGCCAGCAAACUGGGCCUGCUGAGCCUGCAGAGGUCCUUCCAGAUGAACAUAGACAUGAGUUUCAAGACCCGUGCCUUCACCACCAUUCUCAUUCUCUUCUCCGUGUUUACGGUCUGCUGGGCGCCAUACGCCGCCUACAGCCUGGUCGUGACCUUCAGUGACGGUUUCUACCACAGGGACAGCUUUUUUCAAAUCAGCACCUGGGUCCUGUGGUUGUGCUACCUCAAAUCCGCCCUCAACCCUCUCAUCUACUACUGGCGGAUCAAGAAGUUCCGCGAUGCCUGCCUUGACCUGAUGCCCAAGUACUUCAGAUUUCUUCCUCAACUGCCAGGAAACACAAAGAGACGCAUACAGCCGAGCGCCGUUUAUGUGUGCGGCGAGCACCGCUCUGUGGUUUAAUCCACCGCUCAUCAUGAGCUGCUUCACUAUGAGAUCAAGCUACAAGGUGUCACGGCAACACAAGUCAAACCUGGACAUUUUUGUCCAAGUCCUGGAGGGAUCAGGUUGGACACCUGGCCAUAAAAACCUUUGCCAAAACCAGAUACACAAUUUCUCCAUAUAACGCUGGAAAUGGUAAUAAAUAAGUAAGUGGGCGGGGUUUAUCGGUGCCAUACUGCAUUGUGUUUUUGUGCCUGUAAACAGCUGGCCAAACAUAUCUUUAUGAAUUUGACAUCAGCAAAUAAUUUGGUGUUGUAAUUGUUUUGUCAAAUUAGAAUUUUGCACUGACAUUCUCACGGUUCAAGCGCCUGUAAAAAUCCAGUCACGAGUUGCUGGACUCAGUUGGU
Thalassophryne amazonica is the source of this 2107-nucleotide messenger RNA. It is a transcript of the gene gpr63, whose product is annotated as G protein-coupled receptor 63. The transcript has 2 exons. The record is from RefSeq and is a predicted model, not a curated record. Bases 606 to 1721 code for a protein of 371 amino acids. Lineage: Eukaryota; Metazoa; Chordata; Actinopteri; Batrachoidiformes; Batrachoididae. Gene Ontology annotation, biological process: G protein-coupled receptor signaling pathway. Gene Ontology annotation, molecular function: G protein-coupled receptor activity. Gene Ontology annotation, cellular component: membrane.